AUGGACAGUGUCUGUUUCCUUGUUUUAGUGUUUCGUGGAUUCUGGACCCUUCUGAUCAUAGCUGCACUGGUCUCAGCUCUGACUGGAGGCUCGCUGCUGAUCUGUGGUGUUCCCUACUUCAGCCAGAAACUUUACAAAGUGGGCGGGGCCUUUCUUAUUGCUGCUGCCGGCUUGUUCCUGGUUAUGCUUCUGCUCUUCGUGCUGUGGAUGGAGGUGGUAGAUGUGAAGCGCUACAUUCUGCAGGAGAAGGGAGAAAAUUGUCCAAAAGCUGAGGUUUCCUUAUUCUACGGACUUUCUUUCAUGGUGGCAGCCACUGGUAUUCCACUGGAGGCGGUAUCUGGGCUGCUCUUCCUGAUGUGCGGCCGUGCGCUGGAGGCCAGGAGAUGAGCCAUGUGACACGCUAAAAUAAGGGACUGCUUUCUUAUUGUUUGGCACAGAUGUUCAGCAAUGCAUUUAUGGGACAUGCAGUGCACUAGAAAACUAUUCAAGCUUAUUUACUUUUUCUUCACGUUUUUUCCUAUUAUCUUAUAUUUCAUAUCUUUAAUCUCAGAUCCAGAGUUUGAGUUGAUGGAAAUACUUAUUGCUGCAGAUCCAGUUGCAAAUGUUUUGGAAUAUGUAAUUUUUUUCUGAUUACUUUCUGCAAAAUAAAGUAACUAAAAGUAGAGAAGUAUAAGAGAAAUUUUACUUGGAUUUUAUAUUUACAAAUGUUUUACCAAUAAAAAUGAUUUUAAAAAUUG
Molecule: messenger RNA, 737 nt
Organism: Cyprinodon tularosa
Lineage: Eukaryota; Metazoa; Chordata; Actinopteri; Cyprinodontiformes; Cyprinodontidae
Product: transmembrane protein 182-like
Exons: 3
Coding region: 1-387 (128 amino acids)
Cellular component (GO): membrane
Source: RefSeq, a predicted model, not a curated record